Purpureocillium takamizusanense is the source of this 1911-nucleotide messenger RNA. RefSeq lists its product as uncharacterized. The record is from RefSeq and is a predicted model, not a curated record. NCBI's taxonomy places the organism in Eukaryota, Fungi, Ascomycota, Sordariomycetes, Hypocreales, Ophiocordycipitaceae. The transcript is spliced from 4 exons. The coding region runs from base 1 to 1911 and encodes 636 amino acids.
AUGUCGUCUGACAAGGGAUCCGCGUGUGUGCAGGGUAAUGACGACACAUUCCGCGAUUUCCCCCAUGACUUGAAGCUUCAAGUUGCACGCGAACUGCCCAACGAGCGCGUCGAAAGCGUCGUGUACCCUACCUACGAGACCAAAGGCGAGCUUGCGCAGGCCAGCCAGGCCUUCCUAGAAUGGCUGAAGGAACGUGUCAUGGAAACCCGCAAGGCGCAUCUGGAGAAGCCGUGGCCUCCUGACGACAGGGAGGUGGGUGUCAUACUCGUCGCGCACUCUAUGGGUGGCUUCGUGGCCGCCGAUGCCCUCUUCCUCUCCCUCAACGAAAGGCUCGAGUCCGAUACGGCGGACCAGCCGCCGUUCCCUCUCAUCCAAGGGAUCCUCACGUUCGACACCCCCUACAACGGCCUCGCGAGGUCCAUGUUCGUGUACGGCGCAUUCUCCAACUACCAGAAAGUCAGCAACGUCUUCAACGUCAUGACCGCGCUCGGCGCCGCAGCGCCAGCCGGCAUAAGGAGCCUCGCGACACAGCGCGCGACUCGAUCUGCCGCGAUAUCCGCGACAUCGCGGUCGAGUAGUCCGGCGUGGAAGGCGUGGCAACUCGUGGCAGUGCGGACCGGGACCGUCGGCGCCAUCGCCGCCGGGGGCGUCGCCGCGUACAUGCAUCGCGAGGCCAUCAUGGAGGGCGUGAAAAAGGUGAAGAACAUCAACAGAGAUACUGUUGCCGAUGGGUAUCGGCAGAGCAUGGAGACGCUGGGCCAGGGACUCGCGUACGUGAACCGAGGAAACGUCGGCCACUCCUUCGCUUGGCUCUCGGAUCACUUUACCUUUGUUGGCUCUCUGAUGAAACAAAACGAGCUGUCUCGCCGCCUCGACCGCAUGGGGUCUUUGAAGGGCGUCGGGAUACAAGACUUUUACAUCUCGCUGGGAGAGAACGGCUACUGGCGUGGCGGAUACUUUGUCCCGGAGCGGACCUUCUGCGCCGUCCCGCCCGAGGAUCACGUCGCCAACCCGCUCUUCACGCGCUAUGUGAUGCGAGACGCUGAAGACGAAAUCAUGGCCCACAUGACCAUGUUCAAGCCCGAAAAGAAUGCGGCCUACGAGAGAAUGACUACCGAGGCAGUGGAGUGCGUGAAGAAGUGGUUCCUCAGCGACGAGCCAUUGUUUGACGACCCCAAGUUCCGCGAGAUACCCCCCGAGGAAGUCAAACAGGACCACGUGGCCGAAGAAGCCCUCAAAGAGCAGGAAAAUGUCCUGCACGAUGAGGAAGAAGUUCAAAAGGCGAGCACCGCCGCCGACGACGACGACGACGACCUGCCAGACGAAUCUCCCAUCGACAUCGCCGCAGCUGCGUCCAUGGUCCCUCUCCCGGGCGGCGGCGGCGGCGAAGAGGGCGAUCUAGUCGUGCCAAGCGAGGACGAGAGCACCGACGCCAACGAGAGGAAACGGACGUACCGCCAGUACCUCUUUCAGAUUGCGCAGCAGACGGGCCAAGGGGCCAAAGCCUGGUGGCCUUCCAAGAUGCCUCAAAUGCCCCAGAUGCCGAACGUGUCCAUGCCGUCGAUGCCGCAGAUGCCAUCCGCGGUGUCGUCACUGGAUCGGAUCCCCGUGCCGGGCUGGGAUCUUUUCAGUAAAAAGAACACAGCUGGCGUGGCCAAGGAUAGGGCCGCGGGUGCGGAAGAAGGGGAUGCGUGCGAGAACGUCGUAGGUGCAAAAGACGACGCCGAGGACGAUAUGAAGGACACGGGCGUGAGAAGUGACCCUGGGGAACCAGUAACGGACACAACAGGAGGCGCGGAGAAGGACGGUGAUGCCACCCAUGAUCAGGAGAUGGUUACAGAUACGGCAAAAGGCGCAGAAGACACGGGUGCCAACACGACGGGAGACAUCGACGGAAAGGCCACGAUAUAG